Molecule: messenger RNA, 2259 nt
Organism: Lymnaea stagnalis (great pond snail)
Lineage: Eukaryota; Metazoa; Mollusca; Gastropoda; Lymnaeidae
Source: the annotation of a GenBank genome assembly
AUUUGGUCAAAACUAGAUCUCUCUGAUUGUAAUCGGUCUGUGAAAGUUAUUUGGAAGAAGGAGAGGAUAAGAUGAAAAUGGAAAUUAGACCAAGACGUGUCUUGUGCUGGUUAAUUGUCUGUUGUCUGGCUACGGCAGGUAAUACGAACUUAUUUUGCACGGAACCUGUCCAUAUCAUGCAUAAACUAUUAAUAUGUUAAGUUAUUUUAAUGAGUCGAAUUGUGUGUUAAAAUGUAACAUUUAAGACACUUGAAUGAUCGAAUGAAUUGAAAAGAUGAAGUCAACAGCAUAAGUAAGAUAAAAGUGUAGUAGGGAAAAAAAUGUUUACCCAAUUACUUCUAAAACUUUAAGCGUAAGCUUAGCUAAUUUUUUCAUGUAACGUUGAGGAGUACACAAAUAAAGGAAAAUAUGAAAUUUUGAUUGUGAAGGGAGUUAGUGCCUCAAAGACAUUGCUAAAACAUGACUUUGUCAUGAUGUAAAGUCAUUACUUUGUCAUGAAUGUAAAGUCAUUACUUUGUCAACUUUAUCAUUGUGAUUACUUUGUCAUUACUUCGUCGUUACUUUAUUACUGUGAUGGCUGCAAACAAAUAUCUUUUCCUUCUCUAUUACUUAAAGUAAUGUGUGUAUAUAUAUAUAUAUAAACAUAUAUAUAUAUAUAUAUAUAUAUAUGUGUGUGUAUGUAUGUAUGUAUAUAUAUAUAUAUUAUAUUAUAUAUAAUAUAUAUAUAUAUAUAUAUAUAUAUAUAUAUAUAUUUAUAUAUAUAUAUAUAUAUAUAUAUACAUACAUACAUAUAUUUAUAUAACUAAAUAAGCUCAAACAUAAAUAACACCAUUUUGCUACAUUAAAAGGCACGUUGAUACAACUGUAAAGUAAACUCCAGAGCUCUAAAUCUUUGAUAAUGAUCAUCAAACUCUGCCAACCGAGACAAAAUUAAAGAAACAAAAAAAUCUCUUUCAAUAUCAUGGUAAAACGGGUGUAAAAAAGCAUUGUAAUUAUUUUAUAAUACUUUUGUAUUAUUAUUUCACACCAAAUAGUGUUAUUAAUAUUAAAAUUGUUGUCCUACAGGUGGACAGCUUAACUUGACGGCAACCCCAAAAGAGCUAUCUCUUGGAAUCACUGACCAUCUCACGGUCAACUGCACGUACGCCAACGACGGCAAGUCAGACAUGACCGCCCUCAUCUCUUUGUUUAUUUACCGCCAAAAUGACGUCAACGCCACGUCAGACAACGGCGAAGAGCUGGCUUCCAUUAACACCUAUGUUCCUCACGUCAACACCAUACUCCCAGAUUUCAACUCAUCGUCUGGACGCAUCGCCGCGGAUGGGGUCUCUUACCUCGAGCUCAGUUGGCUUUAUCCGGCGCAGCGUCAGAGUGGGUUCUACGUCUGCACUGCACAGGGCAUUGACAACGUGGGCCACACUGUCUCUACUUCGACAAAAACCAACGUGACCACCAGGCAGCCAGAGAGAGACGAGAUACUAAAUAAGAUAAAAGAAUUAAACGAGAACCUUAAGAGCGUGGAACAGAAAUUUUCAGAUCUCCACUCAAAUUUGUCAGCAAAUUUUUACCAGUUCGCCGGCACGCAGUCCAAGCAUGACGACGACGUCAAUAAAACACUAGCAGUCCUAAAGACAUUUGAGAAGGAGGUUCACCCGCUCCUCGGUCUCUUUGAGAGGUCUUUGUUCUAUCCGUUCAACCUAACCUACGGGGGCGACAUCUAUAGGAUUCUCCGCGCGCCUGUGUGGGGAUAUGACGAUGCCGUCGCGUUGUGUGAAAGCUACGGCGCCACUCUGCUAGAAAUUGAUGACGAUGCAGAAUACGAGAGAGUGGAACAUUUCUUGAACGAGCAUUCCGGGCUAACUACGAUCCUCGUAGCUGGUCGUCUGGUGAACAACCGUUGGGAAAAGCAGUAUUCCGAUCUUCCGAUGUUUGAGGGAAUUAGUAUUCUCGCGCCAUCCGACAGAUUCGCCACGAACGACUGCCGCAUCCUUACUAACAGUUCAGAUUGGAGCUUGCAAAACAUGCCGUGCGAUGAAAUACGAACGAGAUCCCCAUAUCAGCAAGUGAAUGUCAUGUGUGAGUCGAAAGCCUAGUUUUCUGUUCUUGACAAAAGUAGAGCAGUAGGUGAAAAAAAAACAAUCAUUUAAAGUGGUAUCUGAUUAAAACUUACGAAAACGAUUGUGGAUUUUUCUUAAUGUUCUUCUUUUUUUUCCUGUAAAAUUUAUUGAAAGCCUUAAAAAUGGAAUGUUAAAAAACUGC